AUGGACCGGACUUACCCAUGGACUGUCAGAGAUAGGAUAAUUGGUACACAAUGGACCAUUUGUCUCCCCAAAUCCGAAGGUGGGUUAGGCAUCAGAAUAAUUGCCGAUGUAAAUAAAGCUUUGAUGCUAAACCAUGUGUGGAGCAUUUUGAACAAUCGGGAGUCUUUAUGGGUCAAGUGGAUACAUUCCUACAGAUUAAAGGCAAGAAGCUUAUGGGAUGUUCCAAUCCGUCAAAAUUGUUUGUGGGGGUGGCGAAAGAUGCUUCAACUUAGACAUCUUAUACGACCCCACAUCUGGUCUAGAAUCGGAAAUGGCCUUAACACUUCUGUCUGGUUCGAUAAGUGGCAUCAAAUCAGCCCAAUUUGUAGUCAUGUACCAAACAGAGAUAUAGUGCGAGCAGGAUUCUCCCUUCAUGCUUCGGUUUCUGAAUUUAUUAGGGAAGGGGACUGGAAAUGGCCUAGUGCAUGGUUGGACUUGUUUCCUGUAUUAAUCAAUAUUCCUAAUGUUCAUCUUAUAUCUAAUGUCCAAGAUAUUGGAAAGAAACUGAUGGUACUGAGCACCCUUUCUCCUCGUCAGUGGUAUGGGAAACAAUUAGAACUAAGCAGGUUGUUACUCCAUGGUAUAAAGCAUCUCACAAAUGAUACCAAGACACACGUUCCUAAUUUGGCUCAUGGUUCAUAG
Molecule: messenger RNA, 681 nt
Organism: Erigeron canadensis
Lineage: Eukaryota; Viridiplantae; Streptophyta; Magnoliopsida; Asterales; Asteraceae
Exons: 1
Coding region: 1-681 (226 amino acids)
Source: RefSeq, a predicted model, not a curated record